Salpingoeca rosetta is the source of this 2345-nucleotide messenger RNA. RefSeq names its product poly(p)/ATP nad kinase. Gene Ontology annotation, molecular function: NAD+ kinase activity. The transcript has 5 exons. The coding region runs from base 77 to 1924 and encodes 615 amino acids. The record is from RefSeq and is a predicted model, not a curated record. NCBI's taxonomy places the organism in Eukaryota, Choanoflagellata, Craspedida, Salpingoecidae. Gene Ontology annotation, biological process: NADP+ biosynthetic process; NAD+ metabolic process.
GCGCGCUGCUGGCUCAUCGUCAUGAGCAAUCAUCACUGCUGCCUGUCCUCCAACACACCCACCCACAGACAGCAGCAUGCAACGGUACUGGCAAGCCAAGACCCUGCUCAGCCAGCAGCAGCGGCAACAGCAACAACAACAACAGCAACAACAACAGCACCAGCAAGAGGAAGGCGGCGACGAUGCGCGCGGGGAGGCACCGCCAAAGGAUGAGGAUGUGUUUGUGAGCGCUGAGGUGGCAGCCAUGUCACUGGAAACCAGCUCGCCCACAACAUCAACAACAACACCACCAACAACAACAACACCACCAACAACAACGACGAAACACACCAGUGAUGAUGGUGAUGAUGACCGCGAGCCCGCGUCGAGUGCAAAAGCGGCCGUCAACGAGAAGCCAGGCAAGUCACUGGCCCCGCCUCCGCCGGCGCCCACGAGCACCCAGCGCGGUCGGGACCAAGAUGCGUCGCAGGACGAUGCUGCGCCUCGGCAUGUGCGGAUGAACAGCAUUGUCAUGAAGGUGACGGCCAUUAAGCGGUUCCAGAAGCUGCGCGCUGCGCUGCAGCAGCAAGUGGAAGACCAGGCCAACGCCGCAGAUACAGAGGACACAACUGCGCAAGAGGAGUUUCAGCGCAGGGCUCGCCAGAGCCUGCACGACUUGGAGCAGCUGCUCAAGGCGUUCACCACAGUUGUUGGCCCGGAUGCCGGCUCCCGCCUGAGGCUGCCCAGCGAUGGCAACGAGUCCGACUCGAGCGUCACUGCUUCCGAAGAUGGCACCCCGCUGACCAGUGGCGCUCCAGACUCGUCUGGCUCACUUCUUCGUAUCCACUCAAAUGUGCAGGAGAAGCAGUCGGACCUUGAACAGGCCCAGCUUGUCUGGGAUCACGAGCCCAAGAACAUCCUCAUCAUCAAAAAGCCGGGUGAUCGCUUUGUCACAGAGUGGUUUAUGAAAGUAGCGCGCUUCCUGAUAAAGGACCACCCGGAUGUGAAGGUGUUCUUCCAGCCGCAGAUGUUCAAGGAUGAGCUGGACAUUCUUCGCGAGGACCUCAACUACGCCAGUCUCUUCAAGCAGCUGCACACAUGGAGCCUUGCCGACGCUGACAAGGGCGUGGACCGCAUGAACUUUGACCUCGUCAUCACGCUCGGCGGCGACGGGACGCUGCUGCACGUCACCCACACCUUCCAGAAGCGCGUGCCGCCCGUGCUGUGCUUUGCGCUCGGCUCCCUGGGCUUCCUCACGCAGUUUGACGUCGAGGACUAUCGCGACACCAUCCCCAAGGUGCUGCGCGGCGGGCUGCAGGUCACGCUUCGGCUCCGCCUUCACUGCAACGUCAUUGAACCGCCGCUGCCGCCGUCCGAACGAAAGCGUUUCGAGCGCUCCUCGUCUGACGCCAACUUUGUCGAGGCCAACCCCAUCCCGGAGUACGAGAUCCUGAACGAGGUUGUGAUUGACCGUGGCCCGUCACCCUACCUCACCAACUUGGAUGUCUACGUUGGCGGCUCGCUCGUCACUUGCGUUCAGGGCGAUGGUCUCAUUAUCGCCACUCCAACAGGCAGCACCGCAUACUCGCUUGCUGCUGGUGGCAGCAUGGUGCACCCGUCGGUGCCGUGUGUUCUCCUCACACCCGUCUGCCCGCACUCCCUCUCCUUCCGCCCCAUCGUCGUUCCUUCAAGCCUCGAAAUCAAGGUUGCUGUGCCGAUGGAUGCGCGUAACCCAGCAUACGCCUCGUUCGACGGCCGCAACAGGCAGCGGCUUGAUCGCGGAAUGGCCGUCGUCAUCAACGCUUCCAGCUGGCCCGUCCCCACGAUCAACCGCCGGAACCCGUCUGUGGAUUGGUUCCGCAGCCUGUCGUCCUGUCUUGGGUGGAACGUGCGAGAGAAGCAGAAGGGCUUUGAUGUACAGGCAGGCCCGCGCACGUCGGAGUGACGCACGGCGGCGAACGUAAUGUGAUGUGUGACACCACUCACCAGUUUUGACAUGGACAACCACACUGUACCUGACAUAAGUGUUGUCUGUUGUGUCGUGUUAACCAACCGCCCCUCUGCUGACUAAGCCCCACAAGUUGCUGCUCUCUCCUGCACAUGUGCAUGUGCGUGUGUGAUCGUCUUGUGGGUUCGCCUGCUGUGAUUGAAUCAUGCUUGCCAAGAUUUGCGUGUAAAUGCCUUUCACCCCUGUUCCGAUUUGAUUUUUUUUUUCGCUUUCUUUGAUUGGCUGACAUCCAUUUCUAGUCACCCUUUGUCCUGUCAUGCGCCCCGGCCCCCUCCUGCCUGUGUUUUGACCACGUUACAUCUGGCACAGGCUUGAUGCGUGCGUUUACUCCAAGUACAUCAUCCUUCCUUCCCUCCCG